This is a messenger RNA of Striga asiatica, 315 nucleotides long. The record is from the annotation of a GenBank genome assembly. Lineage: Eukaryota; Viridiplantae; Streptophyta; Magnoliopsida; Lamiales; Orobanchaceae.
AUGGAGUUGAUGAAAGAAAGAUUUUCAAAGUUGCUCCUGGGUGAGGACAUGUCCGGUGGAGGAAAAGGAGUUUCUUCAGCUUUGGCAUUGUCAAAUGCAAUCACAAACAUGGCAGAACAAAAGAGGUUAGAGCCGAUGGCAGCAGACACCAAAGCAAGGUGGAGAAAAGAGAUUGAUUGGCUCUUAUCAGUCACAGAUCACAUUGUUGAAUUUGUUCCCUCCAAACAAAGGUCCAAAGAUGGAACCAACAUGGAGUCGAGGAAGGGCGAGUUGAGGUCGAUUGAGGUUUUUGAUGCGGUUGUGUUCUGCAGGUAA